UUAAUUAUAUUUUUGUUCAACAAACUAAUUGAAGGAGAGGGGUUUGACGGAGAAGAAAGUAGAAACACGACGGUUCAGCUAAACAACUGCCGAAUGCUUUGUGAGUGAGUGAGUGAUGGGAAGCAACGGAGAAGGAGAAGUUUCUGUUGCUAAAGAAGAUGUUAUCGCUAAACUCAAAGACGACGGUGACUUCGACAAACUUCGUUUGAAGAUCAUUCGUAAGAUCAAAGACAAUGAAGAGUUGAGAAAACAUAUUACCUCAAUUGUAAAGCAAUCUGAGGUGCUCAAUCGCGCCGGAUCGGAAAAUAUGAAACCUAGACAGCUUUCUGAUGUCAUAUAUGAAGAGGUUGGUGAGAAUGUAAUGAGCCAUAUAUCCGAUAGUUUAUGGCAAAUAAUAAGAUCAGAUGAUGGCAUGAAAGGUGAAAUCACGGAAACAGUGCAAUCGGUCUACGAUAAACUGGCAAACCCCAAAAGGAAAUAUGAGGUUCUGUUAUCAACAUCUGAUGCAAUGCCAGUUCAGAGUAAUGGUGAAACGGCUUCAGCUACUGAGAAUGAUGAUACUUUGCAUGAAAAUGAGCCUGAAGAGCCGCCAGGUUUCACUCUCUUACCGAAUCAUGUGAAUAAUAACAAUCACGGGGAUCAGGAUAAAGGAAAAGCGCAGGUUCAUAUGCAAGGAUCCACUGCGGAGUGCAAGGAAGAUUCCCACCUGUCACAGGAUACACUUGGUAAAGAUGAUCAUAACAAUGCACCUCCUGGAUUUUCAAAAGACGCGGAACAGAAUCCAUUAGCUGAUUGUAGUGAUGAUGAUGAUGACCCCGAUUUACCGCCUGGUUUUGGUUGAUGAAUUGCAAGAGGUUGAAAUAAACAGGUUAUGUUUCAAAGGAGAAUUCAAGGUUAUCACAGCUUAAAAUUCUUAUGGAGAAUAUUCCCUUUUGCUAGAUAGUAUAUGCAGUCUCAAAGUCUCUAAUGAAUAGCCUAUGCUUGGAUUAGACACCAUUGGUAGAAGCAGAUUGGGAAUGGGACACUACACCUAUAGCAGAGAAUACUGAAAAUGACAUGAGAGUUAUUCCUUUUUGGAGGAUACUUGUGUUUGGCUAUUUGACUGCCAAUUAUUUAGUUUUUCAUGAUUUCGGGUUUACUGUUUCAACGAGAUGGAGUAAAGUACACUGCAAACUAUAGGGAUGAAGAAAGAUAACCAUUAGUAUACAAAUAAGUACAUCUGGUGGUGAAGGGAUAUAUGCCUUAAAGAUCAGGGUUAGAGGUCAAAUAUCAUGAGCACAAAUUUAAGUGAGUUUUUUAACACUCUUUUAUGUGUGGCAAAUGUUAGUAUAUGUUACUAUGUUAGACUUAUGUUGUAGGUGAGGAUAGAACCCUCAACCUCCUUAACUCCCCCUCCCCAACCAUCACUCCACUCUUUAUAGAAUGUACAGGUGAACUUUUCCUCUUAUGAGGUUCCGCAAACCGAAUAAAAAAAGAUAGCAAACCAAAAGUCAUUGAAAAUGCUACAUAGUUCAUAUUCUUUCUUCCAAUAGCGCUCUAAAUUUAUGCGUACGCUAGUGACAAAACAAACGUGAAAUGUCAAAGUCAUAUUUGAAGGUUCUAACACCUAUUGUACAAAGGUGUGUUUACUUUGAAAAUAAUGGUAAAAUCUUAUGUGAUUA
Messenger RNA from Trifolium pratense (red clover), 1661 nucleotides. RefSeq lists its product as uncharacterized. The record is from RefSeq and is a predicted model, not a curated record. Bases 116 to 841 code for a protein of 241 amino acids. The transcript is spliced from 4 exons. Lineage: Eukaryota; Viridiplantae; Streptophyta; Magnoliopsida; Fabales; Fabaceae.